AUGCGCGUGGCUCAUUGCAUUCUGAUACUGCUCUCAGUGACAAGGCAGCUGAGCUCUGCCAAAUACUCUUCUCACCUGAAUGAAGAGGUUUCGAACUCGGGGCAAAGCCAGACGACCCGAACGCUUUUCCAAGAUGAAGAAAAGAAAGGCUUCCUUUCAAUUCCUCAGGACGAUCCUGACCCGGCAAGCCGUGCUCGCCGCCUGAGCUACCGAGCUCCCUUCUGGGAGUUUGUGCCCUAUGCUUCCAUAGAUCCUGGCUUGGCCAACCUAACAAUGGCAGCUCCCGGAGGCACUUUGGGUGACGCCUCCCUCGCUUCACAAAGCGCUGCAAUCAUAGGCCAGCUGGAAGUCUCUGAGGAAGUCGGGAAAGAGGUUCUAGAAGGUCCCAUCAAUGCGACGUGCCUGGCCAUAAGCGCGUCGGGUGAGUGCCUGAAUACUCUCGAUAGCUAUUUGCCUCUCUACGAUUCCCUUGCCCCCCAAUAUCAGCCUGCGGCAUACAGGUUCUACGAUUCCGACUAUGCUUUCGCCCGGGAGCGCAUCACAUCCUCUCCUGCAUUUAUCACGCGCGUAAACAGCGUGGGUGACAUUCCUUUCACGCAAGCAGACGUAACGGGCUAUGACACCAUCACCGGUGGCGUAUCCUUAUCCAGUCUGGUCGCGCAAGGGCGUCUCUUCACCGUCGACUACUACCCGUUGUACCAAGCAGGGGUCCUCGAGGCCUCUCCUGAUGCCUUCUUGGAGGCCCCGACGGCCUUCUUCUUCGUGAACGGGCCCAUCCCGAAAAGGCGCAAGUGGGGCAAGCCUAGGAAGAAUGACCCGGCUCUGAUGCCGUUGGCGAUCAAGUACAACGUCCAGCAGACAUAUGUAGUGUCUCCGCAAGAUCCCCACCCCGAUUGGUUCCUGGCCAAGGCAGUGUUCAAUUGCCUCGAUCGGGAUGUAAACGCCAUUUAUCAUUUUGUCUUGCACACGGUCAUUGCCAACGUGGCGAUUGCGGCGCAGAAGACACUGGCCAGCGAGCACCCGCUUUAUCCGCCGAUUCAACACGCAGCCAACCUUAAUUUCGGAAUCAUUUUCUCGGGUGUACUAUUAUUGCUGGAGCCGUUUGGAGCCUUUGACACUUAUCUUUCUCUGAGUGGGGCCUCCAUCCAAAGCUUGUUGUUCCCCUAUCUCAUGGAGCGUUUUGACUGGCAAUCCACAAACAUCAAGGAUAAUCUUCAAGCACGCGGUGUCAUGGACAUCCCGGGCUUCUUGUAUCGCGAUGAUGGGGAGACCAUCUCUGAUGCUUUGCGCACCUACACCAGGAAGUACCUGGCGGGUUCGUACAGGAAGCGCGGGUCUGUGCAGGGUGAUCCGGAGCUGCAGAAUUUCCUCGGCGCUCUCACCAACUCGUCCGACACGAUCGCCUUCCUCAACGGGUUCCCUACUGGAGCACAAGUGAGGAAUCUGAAGGACGUGAGCGAGCUUCUUGCCCAGAUCUUGUGGAUCUCAGGGGUCGAGCAUCACGCUCUCAACUCCUUCCGCAUCUUGAACUUCGACUUGGUCUAUCCGUCUCAUCCGGGAAAGAUCCUGUCCCCUCUGCCCGCUAGCACGGGCACACUGACAGAUGAUCAGGUGCAGCAAAACUUCAUCUCGGGAUCCGGCUUGUAG
Molecule: messenger RNA, 1647 nt
Organism: Nannochloropsis gaditana CCMP526
Gene: ALOX5
Product: arachidonate 5-lipoxygenase
Exons: 1
Coding region: 1-1647 (548 amino acids)
Biological process (GO): lipid oxidation
Molecular function (GO): metal ion binding; oxidoreductase activity, acting on single donors with incorporation of molecular oxygen, incorporation of two atoms of oxygen
Source: RefSeq, a predicted model, not a curated record